This is a messenger RNA of Penicillium odoratum, 2838 nucleotides long. RefSeq lists its product as uncharacterized. The transcript has 3 exons. Bases 1 to 2838 code for a protein of 945 amino acids. Gene Ontology annotation, molecular function: microtubule binding. NCBI's taxonomy places the organism in Eukaryota, Fungi, Ascomycota, Eurotiomycetes, Eurotiales, Aspergillaceae. The record is from RefSeq and is a predicted model, not a curated record.
AUGCCUCUUUCUGACACCAGUUUGACGGUGUCUGAUUUUGAUCCUGAACACGAGGCAUUGGCAUCCACCCGAGAAAUCGGCAGCCCCCGGCUUCCCAAUAUGCACGAGGAAGCUGACUGGGAGGUCAACACCUCGACUAUUGACCGUGCCUUCCCCGAAUUUUCCCAGAUACCCUCAGAAGAUGAAAUCGAUGCAGAGGAAAUGUUUGAUGACAACAGUGAGCCCUCUAUGGAGCUGGGGCGCGGCGUCGGCAAGUCUGCGCGUCGUUUGGACGACUCGCGAGACUCUGUGAUGAGCUUCCAGAAUAGUGUGCGAUCUUCCUCUCCUGCCGUGCGCGUGGAAUACCCCACCCCGCAGAAGAGUCUACCUGCUCGCUCAACCAGCAGACGCGCAGUUAGUGAAAAUCUGCGAAAAGAUGCUCAAUUGCGCCGCGCAAACCAAGCCCAGAAAGAACAUAUGAUGAGCCCCCAGGUUUCUAAGAACCAACGGGACCAACGACGCACCCUCUCCGACAUGCAUGCCAAAGUUCGUGACAACUACGACGGUUCAUUUUUGGGAGAUGAACGCCCUGCUCCAGUUGAGACCAAAUCCCGAUCGACGCGUUUCGGAAACGUCAACCAAUCCCAAGAGAUCGCCGACGCAAUUGAGCGCGCCUCGCAAGAAGCAUAUGCGAAAGAGAUUCGCAAAGGCAAUCCUGCGGCUACGCGCCGACCGGUUGGUAACGCAACACACACCAAUAUGGGCGACACCAUGACCCGCAACUCCUUCCUCCUUCCCGACCUCCCUAAUAUCUCCGAACUGGUCUCUGGUGUCUACGAAGACGGCACUCCGGUUUUCUCGCACAGACGCUCCACUCGAUUUGUUUCCCCUCCCCAUGACGGGGCGGAUGUAUCCUUGACCCGUGAACAUAUGCCCCUCGACGCGGUUCCCAUCCCCGAGGACGAAAAAGCUUUGUUUGUGUCCCUCAGACUCUUGCAGGACAAGGUUUCUGAAUUAGAGAUGUUCAAGUCCGAUGCAGAGAGGAGACUGGAGACAUAUCGUGAGGAGAACGCAGCCCUCAAGGCAGGUAGAUCUCGACACUCUGAGAAGUACGCAGUAGACGAUGGCGAAAACAGAAAGUCUUCCAAGCGUGCUGCAAGUGAGAACCAAAAACUCGAAGCCGCAAACCUUGCCCUUCAAAAUCAACUUGACAUCGCAGACCGGAAGACCCAGGUUCAAGAGGCCGCAGUGAGACGUCUGAACCAAGAAAGAGAGUCGGCAAUUUCUCAAUUGGGCGUCGCCUACCUUGAAACACGCGAGCUUAAGACUGAGAACGAGGCGUUGAGACGAGAGAAUGCAGAACUCAAGUCACAGCUGAGCCAAACUUCCAAGAAGUCUCGCGAGCAGGAGACUGCCAGUUCAGAAGAAAGUCUCACUGGCUCCGAUGACGACAGCCAAAGUUACACAGAGCGUAGCGGAGACAUGAGUCGCAGCACCAGAGACCUCACCUCAAAGAGUGCUCGAUCCAAUUCCAGGGCCAGACGCCAUGACGAUUCUCGUUCCAAAAUCUCCACCCAGGUGGACAAGGAGAUCUCCCGCUUGGAGAAGGAGCGCGCAGAAGAGGCCCUAUUUUCUAUCGACGUGCAUACAACCAAACGUUCUGCCAGAUCAAGCCGGUCCGCUGCUGUCCGCCAGUCUGAGUCAAAGAGUAGUAGAAAGCAGCCCAACACUAGCAAGCAGCGGGUCAAACGGGUUGUGGUGGAGGAUGUGACAGAGGUCACUGAGCAGAGCAAGGCGUCCUUCCAGGUGGAGGAUCUUACCUUGCUGAGUAUUAUUGAUGAAAAUGAGAUUGCUCGUCUCCGCAAGACUUUGGAAGAAGAAAGAUUGUCGCGCAAGCAACGUCGUUCAAGCGCUACCAAGGACACCACAGCCGAGACUGUCAACACUACCCGCCAAAGCAUCUUGAAGACACCCAUGCCGCGUAAAUCAUCUCUGCGCGAACCCAAGCCCCAAAUUCCCCGACCUGCAUCAGCGACUGGCGAUGUCACCACCAAAUCAGUAGCAACAUCCGAGGGUGAGAACAGCUUGGUUGUUCCCACAGCAGAACGUCCAAGACGCCAUUCUGAACAUUCUGUCACAUCGAUCCCCUCGCAACGUAAGAAGCGUCGAAACAUCGAGGACAUGACCUCCGCGUUUAUCCUGCCGGACAUCACCCUCAGCCGUGUCGAGCUGGCUGCCAGUAACCCAACUCGCCUCCCAGAAGCUGACCAGCGAGCUUUGGACAGCCUUGCACACCACGAGGGCAAGAACUGCAUGGUCUGCAAGAACGUCCUCCCCAAUGAUACUUGCAACCAUGAGCCUGUUAAGGUCACUAAGCCCGUUCCUGUUUCCGAGCGCAUGCCAAAGCCAUCUCUCUACAACGAGGAGCCUACUAUGCGCCCUUCGCAAUCCCCCGCCGUUGCUCUCGCCACUGUUCUCAAGACCCUUGAAGAUGAGCUGUCCCAUUUGAAGAUGCAGCUUGCUACCUACCAAAGUGCUUACAACAACUUGGAUGCGUCCCUUGGAAAGCGACAGCGGAAGGCGCUCUUGGAGAAGAUUGAGACUGUUUUGAGGGAUAUUGAUAUGAAGUCCGACCAGAUUUAUGCAUUGUAUGACGUUCUCGAGGGCCAGAAAGUUGGCUAUGAGAUGACGGAGCGAGAGAUGGAGACGACUUUAGAAUCCAUUGGUGUUGAUAUGGCCGCCGCCCAGGACGUGACUGGCACAACCAACAAAUCAUCGCGCUUGGCAGACUCGGAUGAUGAAGAUGAACUGCCCUGGGAGGGCAUUGAGAGCACUGCAGAGCUCACUGGACGUACUUGA